Messenger RNA from Acanthochromis polyacanthus (spiny chromis), 1781 nucleotides. It is a transcript of the gene sash3, whose product is annotated as SAM and SH3 domain containing 3. Gene Ontology annotation, molecular function: protein binding. Lineage: Eukaryota; Metazoa; Chordata; Actinopteri; Pomacentridae. Bases 154 to 1347 code for a protein of 397 amino acids. The transcript has 8 exons. The record is from RefSeq and is a predicted model, not a curated record.
CGGCUGCAGCAGAGUGCACCUCAGCCUUCCUCAGUUUUUUUUAACUGACUUCGACUGUGACAGCACAGAGACAGAAAUCCUCAGUGACUCAAACCGGUGCAGCUUUCUCGCAGCUUUUCGUCCAGAUAGAUCCCAGGAUCGCUGAGGAAGAAGAUGUUGAGGCGAAGGCCUUCCAACGCCUCGGAGAAGGAGCAGGGGCAGCAGAAGAAGAAGCUCACCCUGCAGAGGUCCAGCAGCUUCAAGGAUUUCAUGAAGCACAAACCAACCUCUCCUGUUGUGUCAGAGAAGGAGUUCACCCUGGAGGAGAAUGUGGCAGAUGGUGUGAUAGCAGAAGAAGCAGGGAAAAGUGGCAGCAAGCUGGGAAAGAAGUGGCGCAACGUCAUCUCACGUACCAUGACCCGCAAAACAUCCAAGAUGGUGCAGAAGGCUCUAGCUGAAGAAGGGGGGGAGAGUGGUGAGGAACUGUCCCCCGUCUCCUCUGACUUCCUUCCAGAUCUGAGUGCAGGACAGCGGACGUCUGUGUGCUCCACAGGCUCCGAGGACACGACGCCCAGCCCCAUCAGCCGCCAGCUCUCUGGCAGCAGCGACCGACAGAGUUUGGACUCUGGUUACUGCCAGAGGGACAGCAUGAGACUGGAAGACAACGGCGUCUCUUACAACGGACCGUUCUGUGGUCGAGCUCUGGUCCACACCGACUUCACUCCCAGCCCCUACGAUGUGGAGUCACUGAAACUCCAAAAAGGAGACAUCAUCCACAUCAUAGAGAAGCCCCCAGUGGGCACCUGGACCGGGAAGCUCAACAACAAAGUGGGCUCCUUUAAGUUCAUCUACGUCAACCUCCUGCCCGACGAGAGUCCCCCGACCAGGAGGAGACGCUGCAACAGUAAGACCAACCGAGCCAAAACCAAACCCAAAACCCUGGAGGAAGUCCUGGACAGCAUCGGUCUGACGGAGCUAAGUUCUUUGCUGUCCAUGCACGGUUUCCAGAGUCUGGAGGACUUUGCAGGACUGAAGGAGUCUCACCUGAAUGAGCUGAACAUCACCGACCCAGAGCUGCGCUCCAAGAUCCUGAACACCUCUGAGCUGCUCAGAGACUCUGAAGAGGAGCUGGAGCCAGAGGAGGAGGACAGAUCUGGGGAGGACGCCAAGGAGCCGAGGGAUUCGGGCUGUUUCGAGAGCUCAGAGAACCUGGAGAACGGACGCGAGGAGCCAAAGACGGAGGGGGAGGAAAACCAAGAAACAGAAGAACGUGAGAAGGAAUCAGAGGAGUCAGAGCAGACCCAGACGGAGCAGCUGGAGGCCGUGCAGGAGCAGCUGCAGGAGCUCACAGUGGAUGAAGGCUCUUGAGAAGUGACUGAAAAAUGCCCUUUUACUAAUGGUUCUUCAUUUCAACAUCUCUUCACAGUAAGAGAGCAGACUGUUGACAGACACAAAAUACUGUAUGAACUCGAAAGUUUCCAUUUUCCACAGUUUGCUUGGACUGUUGAGGAAGCUGGUUACAUUGUUGUGAUGGAAUGUCUUGUGAGAAAUAUGUUGUUGUUUGCUGUCGUUUCACAUAAGAUGUGGUGUGAAGUGUCUGAUUUUGAUGGUACAAACUAUGCAUUUAACGGUGUGCUAUUUUAUCCUACGUUUUCAUGCCAUGAAGACUCAAAACUAUAAGAAUGUAGAAUAUUUCCACUCAUUUUUCCUGCAACUUGAUUACAGUUUUACACAUAUUUCUGUGACAUGUUUUCAUGAGGACGUGCUGUAAAUAGACUUUAAAUAAAAAGUACUUCAGUGUG